This is a messenger RNA of Hypomesus transpacificus, 4803 nucleotides long. It is a transcript of the gene cd109, whose product is annotated as CD109 molecule. The transcript is spliced from 31 exons. Gene Ontology annotation, cellular component: extracellular region. Gene Ontology annotation, molecular function: endopeptidase inhibitor activity. The coding region runs from base 1 to 4167 and encodes 1388 amino acids. Lineage: Eukaryota; Metazoa; Chordata; Actinopteri; Osmeriformes; Osmeridae. The record is from RefSeq and is a predicted model, not a curated record.
AUGUAUUGUUCCACUGAGGUCUUGGUUCUUCCACCGAUCCCUUACUCUGAACAGAGCUACUGGAAACCCUACAAGCUGCUGGUCAAUGGCUAUGUGGGGAAAGAUGUGGUGUUCAACGAUUCAGCGUAUCUCCACUUCAAUCCCAAAAGCUUGUCCACUUUAAUUCAAACUGACAAGCCUAACUACAUGCCCGGGCAGGUAGUGAAGAUCCGGGCAGUAUCCAUUCAUCCAGAUGGCAGGCCGUACGUGAACCCCAUAGAUAUUUUCAUUAAGGAUCCAAAGCGGAACAUGAUCAAGCAGUGGCUGUCUCUGGACACUGUUUUGGGUGUCGUGUCUAAAGAGCUUCAGCUGUCAGAGAAUCCUCCACUCGGCCUAUGGACCAUUGUAACUGUAGUCAACGACGUUGUCAGUGAAAAACAGUUCAACGUCGCUCAUUACGUGCUCCCUAAGUUUGAGGUGAAGAUAGAUGCUCCCGCAGUUCUAUAUCGUGAUAACAGCCUUUGGGGGACAGUUACAGCCAAAUACAUGUAUGGUAAACCUGUACACGGACACAUGAACAUCACAUACUUGCAUACUUUCCAUGGUAUUGACGUCAGCUAUGAUGAAGAACAAGAGAUUGACGGCACAGCAGAAAUCACGUUCGAUAUCAUCAGUGACUACUGGUGGAUGAAUAAACGAUCAGAAGACUUCAUGUACAAUUAUGAAAAUGAGGAGUUCCUCACCAUAGUUGUCAACGUCACUGAGUCCCUGACUGGACUGACAUAUGGCACCACCAGGAAAGUGACAGUGGUGAAAUCGAAAUAUGCUCUUGCCUUCCAUGGAUAUCCCAAACAAAUAAAACCAGGUCUGAACUUCACUGCUGAGAAAGUUUGGGUUGUUCUGUUGUUCUUGCAGCUGAAAAUAUCAACGUACAACAAGGAGUCCCUGGGGAAGGAGGAAGGGGAAAUAGUGACGGUGACAGUGACACAGCAGAAACAUAGUCCCUGGAGCUGGAACACAGAGAUGCUGCGUCCCCGUUUAGAUCCAGAACCAGACAUGCAGGCCUUUAUGCCUGAUGAGAUACUGGUCCAGGAAAUGGCGUUACCUUUGCCGGCUGAUGGAGUUAUACCCAUUCCCAUUCUGCUCUCACACGAAACAGUCACAGUCACCAUAGAUGCUUCGUUUAAGGAUGGUUUUAAGAUGCUGCAGCUGUACUGCAGCUACACGUCCCCCAGUCGCUCCUACCUUCAGAUCCAGAGUCCUCACACAUCUCCAAAGGUUGGAUCUCCACUCACCCUGCUAAUUCAGAGCAAUUUUGGACUACAAGCGUUCCACUAUAUGGUGAUAUCCAAGGGCCAGGUAGUGUCUGCUGGAAGACGGGCCUCCGCCUCCCUCACCCUGACCCCGGACGAGACCUGGGCUCCCCUGGCCUGUGUGGUCGUCUACUGCAUCCAUCCAGAUGGAGAGGUCAUCAACGAUGCUCUGCACAUUCCCAUCACCCAAGUCUUGAAGAACAAGGUGUCUCUGAGCUGGAGUGAGGCCCGGGUCAAGCCGGCAGAAGGGGUGUCCCUUAAGGUGUCAGUGGCUGAGCCUGGCUCCCUGGUAGGGAUCCUGGUGGUGGACAAGGCUACGCGCUCUUCCCAGUCAAACAACGACAUCACCAGGGAAAUGGUGCUGGAGGAGAUGGACGAGUACAGUAUGAAAGACAUGCUCAACUCUGUGACAACAAUGGGAGAUCCAUAUUCCAUCUUCACGGCAUGUGGCCUCACAGUUCUGACCAAUGCCAAGCUAGAGGAGAUGGAGGACAGCCUAAGACCUGAAUUCCCAGGGGAGGGAUUAAACAUCCUACAGGAGGGAGAAUGGGCGAUGGAGAGGAUACCGCCGCUCCGGACGAACUUCCCUGAGACCUGGCUGUGGCUGGACACCAACAUAAGUCUUUCGAAAACCGCUGAGUUGUUUGUGACUGCGCCAGACAGCAUCACAUCCUGGGUGGCCACAGCCUUCGUCAUGUCUCCCAACUUGGGCCUGGGGAUUGUGGAGACGCCUGUGGAGCUCACAGUGUUCCAGGACUUCUUCCUGUCCCUGAAUCUGCCUGUUUACAUCAUCCGAGGCGAGAUGCUAGUCGUCGAGGUUAUUCUUUUCAACUACCUCAAGCUUGACCUAGAGGUCAUGGUGACUGUUGCUCAGAGUGACACCUUUGAGUUUGUUUUCCCGGACAAUGAGGACUUGUCCACAGCCAGUGUACAGGAGGUGUUGGUUGAGGGGGAGAGUGGACUGUCUGUCCUGUUUCCCAUCAGGCCUUUGGUCCUGGGAUACAUCCCCAUCUCCGUCAAAGCCAUGUCCUUCGUUGCGUCUGACCGCAUCCUCAAGAUGGUUCAGGUCAAGCCGGAGGGACUCGAGCAGUCUUUUUCAGAGACUGUUUUCUUGGAGCUGACGUCACAAGAAGCGAACUUCACCAAGGACAUUUCAUUUACCUUCCCUGCAGAUGUAGUGGAAGGCAGUGAGAGAGUUCAAUUGACAGCUGUCGGUGACAUUCUUGGUCCCUCCAUCACAGGUCUGGAGUCCCUCAUUCAGAUGCCCUAUGGUUGUGGGGAGCAGAACAUGAUCCACUUUGCACCCAAUAUUUACGUCAUCCGCUACCUCAAGACCACAAACCAAGCAGAUCAAGGCACCCUGGACAAAGCCACAUCCUACAUGCUGAAUGGUUAUGAGCGUGAGCUGUCCUACCAGAGGGACGACGGGUCCUUCAGCGCGUUCGGAGAGAGUGACUCCUCUGGAAGCACUUGGCUUUCUGCCUUCGUGCUGAGGUGUUUCCUGCAGGCUCAGCGCUUCAUCUACAUUGACCCCAUGGUGCUCUCUGGCACUGGCUUCUGGCUGGGUGCCCAGCAGCGGUUUGACGGGGCCUUCGUGGAGCCUGGCAGGGUCAUCCACACUGAGCUUCAAGGAGGUCUGGAUGGUCCUGUGUCCCUCACAGCCUAUGUCCUCAUGGCCUUUUUGGAGGAUUGUGACUUCAAGAACACGUAUGCCAGCAAGGUCUCCGGGGGCCUAAUGUUCCUGGAGACCCACUUGGCUCUGGGGGUAUCCAGUAACUACAGUCUGUGUCUGGUCACCUACGCCCUGGCACUGGCCAACAGCAGCAACGCAGACCUGGCGCUGGAUCAGCUGUGGAGACGAGCAGAGAUAAGGGACGGUGUUCCGUUCUGGGCCUCACCAAGCGGGGGCUUGACGGAUUCCUGGCAGCCGCGCACCGUGGACAUCGAGAUGGCCGCCUACGCGCUUCUCUCCAUGCUCCGGCGGGGGAAGAUGUUGGAGGGCUUUCCCCUCAUGAAGUGGCUGAGCCAGCAGAGGAACCAUCUGGGGGGUUACGGCUCCACGCAGGACACGGUGAUAGCUUUGCAGGCCUUGUCUGAGUUUGCAGCCGUCGCUGGGCCUAAAAACAUGGACCUCUGGAUCCGGGUGACUUCGGCACCCUCCUCCACCAUGCUGGCCGACUUUCACAUCCAUCCUGGAAACGACAUGCUCUAUCAGAGCCAAGAGAUGUCAGAACUGGAAGGAGAGAUCCGUCUGCAGGUCACUGCAGAGGGUCAUGGAUUUGCUCUGUUCCAGAUGAACGUGUUCUACAAUCGAGCGAGUCGGGGGUUGUCUCGGAGGAAGCGUCACGCCGAGCACGAAGCCUUCGAUUUGAGCGUCGAGAUGUUCGACAUCGACAUGUACAACGCCCACCUCCAUAUCUGCACCAGUCUGGAGGAGGGUCAGGGUAUUAACCAGACGGGCAUGGCUAUCCUGGAGGUGGGCCUGCUCAGUGGCCUCAGUCUCGCCCAGGAGGGGGUGGAGAUCAACGAUAUCGUCCGAAGAGUGGACACACAGGCGGGCAAAGUCGUCCUCUACUUGGACUCUGUGACGACGGAGGAAAUGUGUGUGGAAAUCCCCCUCGUGGUCGAGCACAAAGUGGUCAAAGUCCAGGAUGCGACUGUUGUCAUCUACGACUAUUAUGAGCCAAGGAGGAUGACGUUGACCACGUACACAUCCCAACUGAGGUCAGACAUGUCUCCAUGCUCCUUCUGUGGAGAGGAUUGCAGUCAGUGUGGGGGUUUUGUCACGUCUGGAAGUGUACCUGUUUCUCACUAUCGCCACCUUGUGGCCAGUCUGACAUGCACUCUCUUUGUCCUGCUGGCCUGUGGCCCAUAAACCAGAUAUCUGUCGAUAGACUCACUGUGUGUGCUAUUUGGUUGUGUGAUAAUAUUAGCAGAAGCCAAAUAAGCAGGUGUGUUAUUUAGCUUGAAUUUGCAUUAUCGAUCAAUGUUUAAUUCUAUGAUUUUGCUUCUUAAAAUGUUUUGGUUUAGUUUCACAAUCAUGCACUGGAAUGUUGUAAAUACCUAAAAAGGUUUUUUGAUUUGACUAGAUUAGAUGAUGAGUUAUGAGCAGAGGCUUAGUAUUAGCAUUUUUGAAUUAUGUUUCUGUUUUAAUUGGCCUGGUAUGAUAUAUUCACUACUAGGAAUCCUGACCUUAUGAAACCAUGGCAACAAGUGAUUGCCAUUGAAGAAAUAGAUGAAUGGCUCAUUCGCUUGCUAAUUCAGUUUUUUUUAAUAUUUUACCACCAAAACAGUAGACUCUCAUUUCAGAAUGAAUCUAGGAUUGCAGAAUUUUGUGCUGAAUGAAUAUAUGCAUUAGAACAUUGAAACACAGAAUAUGGAAUUAGGAAAGGUGAGAUAUUCCAUAGAAUCUUAAAAAGGGCCUAAUGGUCACUUAAGUGAUUCAUACACGUUCACACAACCCACACCUAUUAUUGACACAACCAAAGGCGUUACAAUGAAAACACGAUAG